UUCAGUUCAGAUUUUGACGUCACUGACGCUGCUUGACGGCACAAAGUGAAACUUGCUGAUAUCAUUUUAGUGUAUAAAACACCGCGGUCUCUCCGUGUUGUCAGCUAUUCUGUGAGACAUUACUAGCCACUUUCAGCUCCACGAUGUCUGGCCACGGUCACGGACACGGCCACGGCCGAGGCUGCGGCUGUGCGGGGGAACACGAGCCUCCGGAGCGCGGCCUGGAGGACGAUCUGUACGGACGGAUCGACGUGGAGAAGAUGCAGUGUCUGAACGAGAGCAGAGACGGAGACGGAAAACUGGUUUUUAAGCCGUGGGAUCAGCGCAGCGACAGGGAAAAGUUUGUUGAAAGUGACACAGAUGAGGAGCUGCUGUUCAACAUCCCUUUUACCGGCAGCAUCAAGCUGAAGGCCAUCAUUAUCUCUGGAGAAGACGACGAGACCCACCCAGCAGAGAUACGACUGUACAAGAACAUCCCUCAGAUGUCCUUCGACGACACGGGCAGAGAACCUGAACAGGCCUUCAGACUGAACCGAGACCCUCGGGCUGAACUGGAUUAUCCCACAAAGAUUGCACGUUUCUCCAGUGUUCAUCAUCUCUCCAUCCACAUCUCCAAAAACUUUGGAGCCGAGAGCACCAGGGUCUACUACAUCGGCCUGAGGGGCGAGUACACCAAGGCUCACAGACAUGAAGUAACGAUUUGCAAUUAUGAGUCGGCAGCCAACCCUGCAGAUCACAAGGUGGAGAGCAUCAUCCCGCAGACCAACUUCAUUUCCUGAAAGCUUUGGAUAUUACUGAGGGAAGGAAGGGGACGGAGGAGAUGGUGAGGGAGGAGGAAGAGGAGGAGGAGAUGUUCCACUGGCUUCUGCAGACUUUGACUAAUACCAGACAAAUGGUCAAGAGACGAAACCUCAACACUGGACACUGGAUGGUUGUCGGAGCUCGACCGGAACCGACCGAGGACCGGGACUGGUUGUCUGUCAGGACGACCUGAGAUGUUGCUUUGUUUUCUAUGGCAAUAAAGAUGAGAAUUGUAAAAAGACGGCAAUAAAAACCCUGAAAACUUU
Molecule: messenger RNA, 1067 nt
Organism: Cynoglossus semilaevis (tongue sole)
Lineage: Eukaryota; Metazoa; Chordata; Actinopteri; Pleuronectiformes; Cynoglossidae
Gene: pithd1
Product: PITH (C-terminal proteasome-interacting domain of thioredoxin-like) domain containing 1
Exons: 6
Coding region: 144-779 (211 amino acids)
Cellular component (GO): nucleus
Source: RefSeq, a predicted model, not a curated record